CGAGGCGGACUCGGUGCAGACGAUCGAAGGCGAGGAUCAAAAAGGAUAUAUACAGAGUGCAAGAUGCAGUACACACUACUCGUUGUAGCAGCCCUGCUGCUCAGCUUGGCCCAGGCCAAGCCACAAGUGAGACCCCAGCCCCAGGGAGAGCCCAUUCCCAUCAUCCGACAGGAGCAGGAGGUCAACUUCGAUGGCUCCUACAAGUAUCUCUACGAGACGGGCAACGGGAUCAACGCCGAGGAGGAGGGCUAUCUCAAGAACCCGGGCACCGACAAUGCCGGGCAGGUCGCACAGGGCUCCUUUUCGUACACCUCCCCCGAGGGCAUUCCCAUUCGGAUAACCUAUCUGGCGGACGAGAAUGGCUUCCAGCCGCAGGGCGACCACCUGCCCACGCCGCCACCCAUCCCGCCUGCGAUCCAGAAGGCAUUGGCCUACUUGGCCACCGCUCCACCGCCGCCGCAAGAGCAACCGGGCGGAGGUGGUGGGUUCAACAACCAGCGAAGGGGUUAACUCGUCUUCGCCCACACUGGAAUUACCUGGUUCUACUCAUUUACAAAACGUGU
Molecule: messenger RNA, 563 nt
Organism: Drosophila takahashii
Lineage: Eukaryota; Metazoa; Arthropoda; Insecta; Diptera; Drosophilidae
Gene: Cpr49Aa
Product: Cuticular protein 49Aa
Cellular component (GO): chitin-based extracellular matrix
Molecular function (GO): structural constituent of chitin-based larval cuticle
Source: RefSeq, a predicted model, not a curated record